CCCUGACACACGCUCACUCACUCACUCAGCCACCCACCCAGUCUCCCUUCCCUCACUACCUGCUCCAGGGACCUGCCGUGUGCGGAGCAGCAGCAGCUCCUCCAGAAACAGCAACAAUAACAGAAUCACCAGCAGGAACCAGCCAUUACUGUCAGCAGAACUACUUCAAGAAUAGCAUCAACAGCAGCGCCUGCCGUCCCCUGGAGUCAAUGUGCAGCCUUGUCUCUCCGUAAAGGCAAAGAAAAGCGUCCACACUGCCAGUCCCCAGCCAACUGCCACUCCUGCUCCUGCUCCCUAUAUAUACCCGGGCUAAAUAUAGGGCCAGCCGGUUCCAGGAGUAACACACAUCGCACUUCAUGCUCCGGCCGUUCCCAGUGCAGGUGCUUCCUGUACGCAGAUUUCCUAAUUGGUCGACUCAUUCUUAAUGAGGCGGCCGCAGAGUGAUUUUGACAUGGCUCUGACCGGGACCGUCCUCCCCCCCAUAAACACAUUUGCCACCGGUUCCAAUGAGAAGAACGUGGACAGAUCCGCAGGGCAACACACCGCGUGCAAUAGGUGGAGGGAAGAAAUGACAAAUUUUCGGAGAAGCGCCGAACACGAGGGUCAGAAUGUGGGAUUUAGGAGGGAGGAUGAGGAAUUGAGCGAACUCUUAGAUUUAGAUUUUAUCUUAUCCAACACGAUGAACUCGGAGUCGAUGGCCAGCACUGCCAAUAACUUUAACUGUCCCUUGCCCAACACUCCGGACAGUGGCGGGGAUAUGUAUCAGAGAGAACCGCCGACAAGCUACAGUAUCACGGAUAUCAGCCAGGGAUCGCCCACCGGCGGGAGUUUUGUUGCUGAGCUCCUAAGACCGGAUUUGGAUCCCAGUUACUGUCAUCUCAGCAGUUUACACGGCCGGUUUGUGCUCAGGACAGCAGCAGACGCGGGAGAUUAUAGCCAGCCCGCCAGCGUUACGAAGCACCCCCCGGGCAUGGAUGCGCCUUUGACCCAUCACCAAAGCCACAUUCAGCAGAGCUGUCGAAAGAUCAAGCAGGAGCCGCUCAGUGUCGGCGCCUCGUCCUCCGCCGCAAGGACACUGGACGGACGUGCAAGCGGCGUUCAGGUGCUGGGGAGCAGCCAGAGGGCAGCCUGCAGAGGCAGGGCAGGCCAGCACACCUUCUCCGGCAGGGUUAGCUCGCCCCUUGCCUCAGAGGACAUGCUCAGCCGGCAGUGCCGCUCCUCCUCUCAGAUCCUGACUCCCCAAACAGCGCCAGGCGUGCCAAUCCAGCAAAGCUUCCCGCCUCCAGCUAACUUCCCCCACUUCCAGGAGCAGCCACCCAUCCAGUACCAAGAGCUCAUCCCCUCGGCAUUCACACAAGAGGAGAAGCCAAGGAGAGGUCGCAGAUCGUGGCCCAGGAAGCGGGUAGCGACUCACACGUGUGACUAUGCGGGUUGUGGGAAGACGUACACCAAGAGCUCUCACCUCAAGGCACAUCUUCGGACACACACAGGUGAGAAGCCUUAUCACUGCGACUGGGAAGGCUGCGGUUGGAAAUUUGCUCGCUCUGAUGAGUUGACUCGACACUACAGAAAACACACGGGACAUCGUCCCUUCCAGUGUCACAAAUGUGACCGAGCCUUUUCCAGAUCGGAUCACUUGGCCCUGCACAUGAAAAGGCACCUGUAACUUGGCAGCGAGAACCUGCUCUAAUUCUCCAGCCUGUAAAUAGAAAGAUUUACUGCCUUGUAUACUGUAUCCUGGGGUCACGUGGAGGACUCUGACUUACUCCAGUAUGUCUAUAAGUGAGUAAUACGUCUGAAAGUGGAAUCUCUUCGUUGGAGCCGUGGAUUGAAAGUUUCGCCCCACUAAACCUUGCGUGGUCUGUGCCCACAGAAAAGACUGGAACUUGGAAAGGAGACUGGAAACGGGCAGUUGUAGGUGACUUGCAGCCGUCACAAACUUGCGGGAGGAUCUCACUUUCAAUGCAGACAACUUAAUUUUUCCUUUUUAAACGGGGAGUUCAGGUACAUAAGUGUUUUUUUUAAGAAAAGAAGCCAUGAUGUGAUGGUGCUCGGUGACUUUCUAUCAGAGGUACAAAAACUGAAAGGAAAACUAUGCAACAGAACCCUGCCACUGGAUAAGGAAAUUUACAAAUAACGUCAGGUUCAUGGUAUUACCAAAGGUCAGGUAAAGGUUUCUCGUUUAUGUCGCUAAAUAUCAUUCUGUGGUCUCUGUGCAAUAACUGUUAGUCAUUGUAUUCUAUUCUAUACUUCAAAACAGAACAAAUUACAUUUCUAUAUUAUACUCUACAUAAUAUUUUUAUCUAAUUUACAUUUUAUGUGACAAUUUUGUACAUUUGUAAAUAAGGAGUAACAUUUUUUCUGCCGUUUGAAUUUUGCAUAUAGAGUUUUUGGAAAAAUUAAAAAGUAAUAAAACUUAAAAUUUCUAUAUCUUGA
Messenger RNA from Carcharodon carcharias (great white shark), 2436 nucleotides. RefSeq names its product Krueppel-like factor 4. Gene Ontology annotation, molecular function: DNA-binding transcription factor activity, RNA polymerase II-specific; RNA polymerase II cis-regulatory region sequence-specific DNA binding. Bases 425 to 1666 code for a protein of 413 amino acids. The transcript is spliced from 5 exons. Gene Ontology annotation, biological process: regulation of transcription by RNA polymerase II. The record is from RefSeq and is a predicted model, not a curated record. Lineage: Eukaryota; Metazoa; Chordata; Chondrichthyes; Lamniformes; Lamnidae.